Molecule: messenger RNA, 1859 nt
Organism: Hyalella azteca
Lineage: Eukaryota; Metazoa; Arthropoda; Malacostraca; Amphipoda; Hyalellidae
Product: adrenodoxin
Exons: 5
Coding region: 10-1641 (543 amino acids)
Biological process (GO): lipid homeostasis; P450-containing electron transport chain; triglyceride catabolic process
Cellular component (GO): membrane; lipid droplet; mitochondrion
Molecular function (GO): triacylglycerol lipase activity; 2 iron, 2 sulfur cluster binding
Source: RefSeq, a predicted model, not a curated record
UCAGCUGCCAUGGCUAUGUCAUUACGUUAUCCUAUCUAUUGUCAAAAGUUAAGACAUUCAAACAUUUACCAGCAUUCAAAAAUAAUAUUUCAGUUAAGGCGUCAAGAGUGCAAUAAAUUUUACUCAACUGCCAGAAAUUUGUCCUCAAACCUCUUGAAUUCAUCAACAAAAGGAGAGCUACAAUUCUUCACUGGACUGAGCAGAUGCGCAGUUCAUGCUGGAAGGACUAAUAGAUUUCACACAUCAGUUUUUAAUCUUACAGACAAGAUUAAGAUCAGCUUCAAGACAGAGAAUGAUACAGUCACUUUAGCAGGCUCCGAAGGGGACUCGCUGCUUGAUAUUGUCAACAACAACAACUACCAGAUUGAUGGCUAUGGAGCGUGUGACGGGACGGUUGCUUGCUCCACCUGCCACGUCGUACUCGACCAGGCCACCUUUGAUGCCGUCAACAAGGGCAUCACAGAAGAAGAGAAGGACCUCCUGGACAUGGCAUCUGAUGUUGAAGCCACCUGCGGCUCGUCUCUCUCUCUGGCCGGAUGUGGCUUCCUUGCGCCCUAUGUUCUUGGUGCGGUCACUUGCUUGAGAGAAGCAAACUUUUGUCCCGAUGUCUCAAAAGGAAUGCAGUUAAAGUCCCCUGCCACCAAAAAUACUACCGUCCAGUAUUCACUUCCAAAAUUAACUCCUGACGCGCGAAUGUCCUCUAAGGGUAAUGCUAAUUCACCGAAUAGAAGUUCAUACGAGCACUUUCAUGGUAAAGGAAAAACAUGGAUACCAGAUCGCCAUUUAGGUGCAACUCUUCAGACCUCGGCUGAUCAACUCUACGGGAUAGAAAACUUUCAAGGCGCUGCGCCUGCGACGCCUGAAGUGGCUCAAUCUUCGUAUGGACCUUCAGUUUCCUUGGUGAAAACUGCACGUGGUGAGUGUGUGCCUCGUGCUGCCACUACGGGAAGCUUAGAGGCCUGGAGAGUGGCCGGAGCAUCAGCAGGAGCUCUACUUGGAGCCGCCCUCAUGGCAGGAUCCCCUUCUUUAGACGUACUAUGGCAGACAUUCCUGAUGGCUGCUAACGACUCAACUCGUUUUGUGAUUGGACCGUUCAGUCGCAAGUUCCUUAUGGAGAAAUACAUACGUGAUGCCAUGCAGGACCUGCCUAACGACGCGCACUUGUCACUUUCUGGGAGAUUCUUUGUGUCGCUCACAAACGCCAAGACGGGGGAAAAUAUCAUUGUCUCUCGCUGGGAAUCUACUGAGGAGUUGGUCGACUGCUUGGUAUGUUCUUCUUACAUCCCUGCGUUCUCCGGCGGAAACAUACCUCUGUUCCGAGGAGUACAGUACAUUGAUGGCGGAUUCUCCAAUAAUCAGCCUAGGCCUUUUGCACCUUGCCUUUGUAUCUCACCUUUCGCUGGACGAGCUGACAUAAGUCCCAGAGAUGCUGCUGGGUGGGGCCGUUACGUUAGGUUCGCCAAGGCAGAUCUUCUGCUAUCCAAAGAGAAUUUCACGCGAUUUUAUCGCUCGGUUAUGCCACUGAAAACUGAACAGCUCUACCAGCUUUACUGGCAGGGCUAUAGAGACGCUGAAUUUUUCUUGGAAACACGAGUGCAUCGGAAUAGUGGUAAUCUUAAGAAUACAUUCACUAGUCAUUGACCAAAGUAUUGCGUUUUAUCUGAGAAACACGUAGAGUUACGGCUUUUUGACGAGUAAAAUUAGUGGACAGAACUAUACCGUAUUACCAGUGGUGGGCACGGUCCGGUAAUUCGCUAACUGCUAAUUAGCGAAGCUGACGCUUUCCUUAGCCGUGAUGGCUGACUACAACAUAUGUAUGUCAACUAAUCACGUCUUGUGUAACCUAUCACGUCUCUUGU